UGCUGCCCCAUUUGUGUCCAGUAUCACUCUGGUCUUUCCUGCCUUUUGCUGGAGCCAGGUGAUUCUCACCCAAGAACCUUGUUGGAGCUGUAUUUGCUAAGAUAAAUUCUCACCCUGAUUUCUCUUUCUUUCAGAGUGGAGAAGAGAUGUGAUCUGUCCAGGCAAUGAAAGCUCAUAUUGAAUCAGUGGUCAAUGCUCUCUUUCCCUGGGACUUCUGUUCCCUUUUUCCUUUCCAGUCAAAUUCUUCGGUUCACUAACAGUUUGUGGCAGGAAGUGCUUUUUACUGAGGUCAAUGGACUCAAAAUCUCCUCUGGCCGCAAUUUCUUGGACGAGCCUAAAACUCUCCACAACACACAUGUGACACUCUAUUUCCCCUUGUGAGUGCAUAUGGAUUUUUUUAAUCAUAGAAUUGCCAAAAAUGUCCCUUUGGCAUAGGUAGGAAUUCUUUUUCCCUGGCAGCCUGGACAGGUAAGUGCACACGUGUAGUCUGAGCAUGUGCAGCAGGGUGUGUGUUGGCCAGGAAGGUGCUGUUCCUUUCACUUUUCAGUGUGACAAAUGCUGUCAGAAGAAAACGCACAUAUUCAGUUUGAAACAACAAGAAUAAUUUAAGAACUGGACAGAAAAGGCUACCAUUAAACCCUAUGGCUAUUUUACUGCUGGACUUAGACAUGGAAUUGGACAUUUGAUAUUCUGAAGAACUCUUUCCAUCUUUCUUGACAAGACUGAAGAUAUCCUUGGAGGGCAGAACACAGCAUAAAAUGUCUCAGCAGAAUUGCUCAGGCAAAUUCUUUUCUGCAUUCCCCUCGUGCUUCUGGAUCAAGUUUCAGUGAAGACGAUGGCUUCCUCGUUGUGCCAAAUCUCCAGAGUCACCACAUCACACACUGGUUUACUCACGUUCUGCAUUAUUCUUUGUAUUUGCAAGGUGGAAUCAGCCCUGUUUACAGUUGUUGGACCUGAUCAACCAAUCACUGCCAUUGUGGGGGAAGAGAUUGUAUUACCAUGCCACCUGUCCCCCAGCAUGAGCGCUAAGAACAUGCAAGUGAGGUGGUUCCGGUCUGAGUUUACAAAUUAUGUUCAUCUGUACCGUGAUGGGAGAGAUCAGUUUGGACAACAGUUGCCAGAAUAUGAAAGAAGGACAGCGUUUUGGAAAGACGGCAUCACAGAUGGAAAUGUUUCCCUGACAAUUCUCAAUAUGAGGCCUUCAGAUGAGGGGCAAUACAAAUGCCUUGUUGAGGAUGGUAUUACUUAUGAAGAAGCUGUAAUAGAACUGAAGGUCGCAGGUUUAGGCUCUAAUCCUAUCAUCUCUGUGGAGGAUUACCAGAAUGGAGGGAUCCUGGUGAUGUGUCAAUCAGCUGGGUGGUACCCAGAGCCCCAAGUGCUGUGGAGAAAUUCCCAGCGGCAUCAUAUACCAUCACUUUCUGAAAUAAAAUCCCAAAAAGAAAAUGGCCUGUUUGAAACAAAAAUUUCUGCUGUCAUAAAGGAACAGUCAAACCAGAACUUGUCCUGUUGCAUCAGGAACAGCCUCCUUGACCGAGAGAAGGAAUCAGCAAUUCAUAUAUCAGCUUUCUUUUUUCCAAGCGUGAAUCCCUGGAUGGUGGCACUGAGCGUGAUCCUGGUGGUGUUGUUCAGCUUCCUAAUCCUGACCAUAUAUCUCUUCAGAGUAAAAGAGAAAAAGAAUGCAGAAAUCGAGAACAAGAAUGCAGAAAUUGUGAAACAGAAGUCUGAAAUUGAGAACAAGAAUGCAGAAAUCGUGAAACAGAAGUCUGAAAUUGAGAACAAGAAUGCAGAAAUUGUGAAACAGAAGUCUGAAAUUGAGAACAAGAAUGUAGAAAUUGGAGACCUUCAACAAGAACUUGAGUGGAGAAGAGCUGUGGCCUGUCGAGAGGACGUGACUCUGGAUCCAGACACGGCUCAUCCCUACCUCGUCCUGUCUGAGGAUGGGAAAAGUGUGAGAUGGACACACACAUGGCAGGAUCUGCCCGGCAAUCCUAAGAGAUUUGACACUCAGUCCUGUGUGCUGGGCCGUGAAGGAUUCACCUCCGGGAGACACUGGUGGGAGGUGGAGGUGGGAGAGCAGGGAUGGUGGGCCGUGGGGGUGGCCAGAGACUCUGUGAAGAGGAAGGGAGAGAUCAGCUUCAGCCCUGAGGAGGGGGUCUGGGCUAUGCAGCGCUGGGGGGGUCACUACGAUGCUCUCACUGCCCCUGAUCGUACCCCACUGUCCCUGCACUGGGUGCCCAGCAGGGUCAGGGUCUGUCUGGACUGCACAUUGGGGCGGGUGUCAUUUCUCGAUGCUGACACCGAGGCCCCGAUCUUCACCUUCCCGCCGGCCUCAUUUGCAGGGGGCAGGAUCCGGCCCUGGCUUUGGGUGUGGGAUGGUGAAAUCAAUCUGAGACAUUGCCAGUGAGAGGGAAAGGAAACGUGCAGGACGGGACCUGUUCAUUGUACCCUGUAGCCUCAGUCAUGCUCAUGUCUGUGACCCUGGAGGACUCCUCUCGCUGCAGACGAUCAGCUGUGCCGUGUCCGUGGCCCUGGACAUGCAGGCUGGGUUUCUUCAUCCUCCGACCACGGUGAGCAGGACGUGGCUGAGCUGGACGGUCGUCUCUGCCCGUGUGUCAUUUGGUGCAUGACCGAGGGGCCCUCGGGGGCCUGUGAGGUCCGGCACUGGGGGGUGCAUCUGCGGGGGGGCGGGGGAGGGGCGGUGAA
Alligator mississippiensis (American alligator) is the source of this 2703-nucleotide messenger RNA. Its product is annotated as butyrophilin subfamily 1 member A1. The record is from RefSeq and is a predicted model, not a curated record. Gene Ontology annotation, molecular function: protein binding. NCBI's taxonomy places the organism in Eukaryota, Metazoa, Chordata, Crocodylia, Alligatoridae. Bases 836 to 2404 code for a protein of 522 amino acids. The transcript is spliced from 16 exons.